AUGUACACCAUCCCACCCACCCAAACCACACCACCCCACACCACCCACCCCAAACCACACCCCCACACCAUCCCACCCCACUCACCCCAAAACCAAACCACCCCACACCAUCCUACAUCACCCACCCCAAACCACACCCCCCACACCAUCCCACCCCAAACCACACCCCCACACCAUCCCACCCCACUCACCCCAAAACCAAACCACCCCACACCAUCCUACAUCACCCACCCCAAACCACACCACCCCACACCACCCACCCCAAACCACACCCCCACACCAUCCCACCCCACUCACCCCAAAACCAAACCACCCCACACCAUCCUACAUCACCCACCCCAAACCACACCCCCCACACCAUCCCACCCCAAACCACACCCCCACAGAGAUCGUUGGGGCCUCUGCCCAACACAGAUCAUUUCCUGCACUGAAAUGCUGGAAAUCUCCAGCUCAGACCGAGUGAGUCAGAAUAGGAAUCACUGA
Ictalurus punctatus (channel catfish) is the source of this 483-nucleotide messenger RNA. RefSeq lists its product as uncharacterized. The record is from RefSeq and is a predicted model, not a curated record. NCBI's taxonomy places the organism in Eukaryota, Metazoa, Chordata, Actinopteri, Siluriformes, Ictaluridae. The transcript has 2 exons. Bases 1 to 483 code for a protein of 160 amino acids.